GCCAAAGAAGAAGAAGUGUCACUGCGUUUGACCGGCUACAAAAAUGGCGGGUGUUUUGAUAGAAAAACAACUCGCACAACGCGUUUAUAAUGCCUUACAGGCUGGGCCUUGUCCCUUGGUGGAAGGUCUGCAUCUACAUGAGACAGACACCAUGCUGCAGCUGCUGUGCACUCCCUCUCAGCACCGCACAGACAUACUGGCAUGGAUCUGCAGCAGCAUCAAUCCAAACUUUGCCAGCUCCAGAGCAAGAUCCAAAAACCCAGAUAUGCUGACUAAAGAUAUGGCCAUGCUUGGACAAGAGCUAACACUGUGCAAAGCAGACGACCUGGACCUGAUCAGGGGUGAUGCAAGUGCUCGUCGGCAGCUUCAAUUCCUGGAGCAGCUUCUAACUCUUGUUCCAGGCUGCCAGACGUCUGCCACUCACAAAGUGGAUACCGAGGCGCUGCUGAAUGAGCUGUUUGCUAAUGACAACUUGCCUCACCUCAGACAAACGCUCAGACCUACGUUUGACCCCUGGCCUGCAGACAUCAGGGCUUUAUUCAAGGGCACCAUGUCAUCCUGUCAGAAGAGCUCUAAAGAAGAAGGUGCUGAUGUUGCUGCCCUCCUGCAGUCCACUCAGUCAGUACUGGAGCAGCUGCAGUCACAGUGUGAGUUCCUGACAAAUGAGCCACAGAAUCCUGUAGUCCUCCGUCCUAAUGCAUUGCACGUGGCGGCGCGGGACCUCCAGCAGCUGAUGGCUACUUUCGGACGCGUUUACGAGACAAACCUGAGAGCUUACUGCAACAGAGACCCGCCCAACUUCAGCAGUGAGGCCGACAUCUUCCACAGAGUACACCAACUGCUGCUGGCCUGCAAAACGGAGCUGGAAAUGCUGAGUGAAAUAUCAGAAGCAUCUGUGUCCAUGAGUGAGGAUGUGAGCCAGCUACAAACACAGCCUCGCUACUGGAGCGGACAAGACAAGCACACAUUAGCGGAACAGUUGGAGAAACUAACCAGGAGAUAUGGAGACUUUCUCACUCGGCUUCAACCCUGAUGUCAUCACAAACACCAACUUAACCUCCAACCGUCAAGUUGAAUGUUACU
Messenger RNA from Scomber japonicus (chub mackerel), 1083 nucleotides. It is a transcript of the gene haus7, whose product is annotated as HAUS augmin-like complex, subunit 7. Gene Ontology annotation, molecular function: microtubule minus-end binding. Gene Ontology annotation, cellular component: HAUS complex. Gene Ontology annotation, biological process: centrosome cycle; spindle assembly. The transcript has 9 exons. The coding region runs from base 44 to 1033 and encodes 329 amino acids. The record is from RefSeq and is a predicted model, not a curated record. Lineage: Eukaryota; Metazoa; Chordata; Actinopteri; Scombriformes; Scombridae.